Molecule: messenger RNA, 1048 nt
Organism: Fimicolochytrium jonesii
Lineage: Eukaryota; Fungi; Chytridiomycota; Chytridiomycetes; Spizellomycetales; Powellomycetaceae
Product: rac gtpase
Exons: 5
Coding region: 315-893 (192 amino acids)
Biological process (GO): small GTPase-mediated signal transduction; regulation of cell shape; establishment or maintenance of cell polarity
Cellular component (GO): cytoplasmic vesicle; cell cortex; plasma membrane
Molecular function (GO): protein kinase binding; GTPase activity; GTP binding
Source: RefSeq, a predicted model, not a curated record
UUUAGAACACACUCACGGCGGCGGCAACUCACUCAGCACCCACCCACAAUCUUAUUAUUCCCCCCCGGCGGCUCAGCACACCAACGACACCCUAUACUGCGACACGUCCCAUAUCGCCCCUCCUACGUACCCUCGCUGCACCUGUUUAGACCGCACCGUCGGGCGUUGUUCGGCUCCCAGGGAAUUGGCGUCUGUUUACCACACACGCUCAACGUAAAUCGCGACCGGCGCAGAACCGUCUGGAACUCCGCUUGGCGCAACCACAUCUACGCCGAGAAAAUCCUUAGACAGACCUUUACACACAACGAUUAGUGAUGCAGGCUAUCAAGUGUGUCGUCGUUGGCGACGGUGCGGUCGGAAAAACAUGCUUACUCAUUAGCUACACAACAAAUGCUUUCCCUGGAGAAUAUAUCCCCACUGUCUUUGACAAUUACUCGGCAAAUGUUAUGGUCGAUGGGAAACCCAUUAACCUCGGACUGUGGGAUACUGCUGGACAGGAAGAUUACGAUAGACUGCGGCCUCUGUCGUACCCGCAAACGGACGUUUUCUUGAUUUGCUUUUCGCUUGUGAGCCCUCCGUCAUUUGAGAACGUCCGAACAAAGUGGUACCCCGAAAUCAGCCAUCAUGCGCCAAACACCCCCAUCAUUCUCGUUGGCACUAAACUCGAUUUACGUGAAGACCGGGAGACGAUUGAGAAAUUGCGAGAAAAGCGCAUGGCCCCCAUCACGUACCCUCAAGGUCUUCAGAUGGCCAAGGAGGUCUCGGCCGUCAAAUACCUCGAGUGUUCCGCCCUUACCCAGAAGGGUCUCAAAAACGUUUUUGAUGAAGCGAUCCGUGCGGUCCUAUGCCCUGUAGUUCCUUCGAAGAGGGCCAAAAAGUGCAGUAUUUUGUAGAAUGAUUUAUAACGGUUUCCUGUGAUGUUCAGAAUUACAAUUCUUACGCAACUUCAGUGGUAAUUUCCAUUCGGAGGCGAUGGUGGCGUGAGAGCAUCAGCUUAGAAUACUCGAUUGAAGACAGAGAGGUCUACAUAACAUUCUUCAGGCAAUGC